This is a messenger RNA of Biomphalaria glabrata, 4264 nucleotides long. Its product is annotated as phosphatidylinositol N-acetylglucosaminyltransferase subunit H-like. Bases 80 to 595 code for a protein of 171 amino acids. The transcript has 5 exons. Gene Ontology annotation, biological process: GPI anchor biosynthetic process. NCBI's taxonomy places the organism in Eukaryota, Metazoa, Mollusca, Gastropoda, Planorbidae. The record is from RefSeq and is a predicted model, not a curated record. Gene Ontology annotation, cellular component: glycosylphosphatidylinositol-N-acetylglucosaminyltransferase (GPI-GnT) complex.
CUUCAAGAAAAUAUGUAGACUCUAGAUCUAGAUUUUUUUCUAGAUCUGUAUGAAAAAUAAAUCUUAGACUAGUUAAGAAAUGGUUGUCGAAAUGCAACAUCGAGACUUAGGGGAUUUAGGUAGUGAAUUUAUAGUUAUACACCCUAGACUUAAGAAUCGUGCUCUUUUUGUGAUGCUACUUCUGUUUACAAUAGUUACGGCAUUUUUCUUUGGGUUACAUCUUCUGGAUGAAACUAUUCUGACAAGUUUAUGUUUUAUUUUAAUUGUCUCUCUUAUAUUCAAGUUGUCUUCCAAAAUACAUUCAGAAAAUCUUCUCAUCCUUCCAUCACUAGGACUUCAGGUGGAGACAACGUAUUACUUGGGUUAUAAAGUCACUCAGUUCAUUCAUUUAGCCUACAUCAAGGAUAUAGUUAUUAAUGAAGCAAUCACCAUGCAUUCUAUCAUGCAUUAUUUGUUAGUCUUGUUAAAAAGCAACACAAGUAAUGAAGUCCAUACUCUCCAGCCAUUAUUUGAGCAUUCCUGGCCAUCAUUGUCGAGUCUCAAACCUGUGUAUAGAGCAGCACAAAAGAAACUCAUUAAGCCACAGUUGAGAUAGCAGCUUUAUCUGCACAGACAAUGGAGGAUUAGUUGAGAUAGCAGCCUUAUCUGUGCAGACAAUGUAGGAUUAGUGGAAACAUUUUUAAUACGAUACUGAAUAUUCUAAGCAAAAACUUAAAAAUAUAAAUUUUGAAAAUCAAAAGGUAUGCCUAAUGCCAGGAGAUGUGAAGAAAUCCGUGGUUCUCAGCCAAACUCUCUUUUAUUAUCUGUAAAUUGUUUCUGGUCUUUGUGAAACACAAGAUGAAUAAAAUGUGUGUGACAUGAUUUAUUUAUUAACAGAAAGUAUAAUUAGUAGCGCUGGUGUGCUUGAAACCAUUCUAGUAUUAUGUUAUUAAAUAGGCAAACAGUAAGUACAAUAACAAAUACUGGUUUCCUCUAUUAUUGUUUAAAAUGGUUCUUAAUUUAUUGAUUGCUGUGUGUAAUAUGAAUUGUUGGUUUUAUAGUUUAUGUUAAUCUAUAGCAUUUUUUAUUACUGGUUAUUUUUUUUUUUUUAAACACUAUACUAAAUGAAUUGUUAAAAUGUAUAAAUGGUAACAAUAAAAAAGAAUCAAUGUUUUACUAUCAACUGUUAUUGGGGCAACUGGUAUCUGGGUUAAGUAGGCAUGACAUUAUAAUCACAAGAAUCAAUGUAUUAUCAUAAAUUGUAAUUGUGGCUUAGUACAUAGACCUCAUCACAGACCAAGAGAUUAGGAACAAGACCACAACAGCAAUUGGGCUUCACAGUAAAUUGCAUUUUACAGUAAAAAAACAACAACACCGCAAACUAAAACCUUAUAGCGUUCUUGGUAACAAGAAUGAGACAUAGAGGCAGACAAAGAACAUGAUGGGAAGACAACAUAAAAGAAUGCAGGCCUGUCAUUGAAAGAGAUUUUAUCCAAGACAAAUAACAGAGAGGAAUGUAGAAAGCUCAACAGAUAGGGGAUGGUGAAGACAGGUGUAAAUAGAAUCUUUAGAAUCAAUAUAUUGUGACUAUGUACAUAUGCUAAUAGAAUCAAAUGAGCCAGUGCAUUAUGAUAAAGUAAUUGUGACUAUGUACAUAUGCUAAUAGAAUCAAAUGAGCCAGUGCAUUAUGAUAAAGUAAUUGUGACUAUGUACAUAUGCUAAUAGAAUCAAAUGAGCCAGUGCAUUGUGAUAAGUAAUUGUGACUAUGUACAUAUGCUAAUAGAAUCAAAUGAGCCAGUGCCUUGUGAUAAGUAAUUGUGACUAUGUACAUAUGCUAAUAGAAUCAAAUGAGCCAGUGCAUUAUGAUAAACUAAUUGUGACAAUAUACAUAUGCUAAUAGAAUCAAAUGAGCCAGUGCAUUAUGAUAAACUAAUUGUGAUUAUGUACAUGUGCAAUGAGAACUAAAAUAGUCAAUGCCUUUAUUGCAUUAUGAUCCACUAUUUAUGACUAUGUAGAUUAUGAGCUAGUCGAAUCAAAAAGAGGGAAAGCGUUUUGAUCAAUGAAUAGUUUUCUUGAAAACUUUCCCACACUGCUUUGAGAAAUAUCUUGUUUUACAUACAUUUAUAUCACUUGCUUUCUAAAGGAAAGGAUAUUUAGUAUUUUGUUUUGUUAUAAACAAGACAGUUGGCAGCUAAAUUGGCACAAAUUUUAAUAUAGCCAAGUAGGAAAAUAUUAAUUCAUAACAAAGAAUGUAUGCAUUCUUAGGCAUAUUAUAAACUUCCCCAUUACGUCCUCCUUCCGUUGUUUCUAGUGACAUUUAGUGAGAGCUGAUUGUUUGUUGAUAGGUGUGGAACCUAAAAUGUUUAAUAUGAAGUUUUGUUAUUAUUCCUUGACAUCUUUGUUGUAUCCUUUCAUCAGGAGGAUUUAUUUUCUUAUUCCUUGAAGAACAUAAGACUUCCAUUAAAAAAUGCCUGUCUACACACUUGCUUUUUUAAUACUUAAUAAUAGUAGUAUAAUUUAUAUUGCACACAAUUACCAAUUAGCCUCUUUCCAGAUUGUUGAAUGCUAAAUUGAGUUUGGUACUUUCCUUGUGUAUUUAUAUCAUGUGAAUUUUUUUUUUUUUUUUUUUUUUCGUAGUGGUAAAAAGAAAACACUUUUACUAACAACAUGAAAAAUGUUAAUUAUUUAUUAAAGCUGAUACAAUUCUGUGCAGUCCUCCAUUGUCCUCCUCUGGAUCUGGACACUUGGGUGUCAGAUUUAAUUGACAUAAAAAUCAUCAUGUUCAUCAAGGGACAAGUGUUGAGGAGGCCUGUGUUAGGUUUUAGCUCCAGGAGGCUAGUGCAACCUGCUCUUUAGGCAGAGGUAUUAACUCACACACAUCUUUCAAUCAAAGCUUGAGGUCCUCUUGUAUAAUCAAAAGUAAACUUUAAACAAAAAUAUCUACAGACUUCCUAUAUUACGAGAUAUUAAAGAAUUUUCAACACUUAGCUCGUUAAAUUUACUGAUCCUGUUGUUCAACAUUGUUCAGCCAGUACACAAACACACACUUCCAUAACAACUAGUCCAUUCGUUUAUACUUUUAAAUACAUGUAUAUUUUGUGAGAGUUAAAAUGUACAUUUUGAAUGAACCUUACAUGUCUUGUUGCUUCAGUCCAAAGAAUAGAAUAAAAUAAUGUUAGAUACACUUUCUAGACAUUUGAGGUUAGGAAAUAGUUAUUUGUAUUAACACUCUAUUUGUAUUGUUUCGUACAUAUAAGCUAUUAUUCUAGUAUUGUUGAGCAUUAUUUUUACUUUCCCUUGGAAAUGUUUUUUCUUUCUAUAUAUGCUAGUUUUAAGAUAAGUAUAAAUUAUGUAAGACAAGAAUAAAUUGUGUAAGACUAGAAUUAAUUGUGUAAGACUAGAAUAAAUUAUGUAAGACUAGAAUAAAUUGUGUAAGACUAGAAUAAAUUGUGUAAGACUAGAAUAAAUUGUGUAAGACUAGAAUAAAUUGUGUAAGACUAGAAUAAAUUGUGUAAGACUAGAAUUAAUUGUGUAAGACUAGAAUAAAUUGUGUAAGACUAGAAUAAAUUGUAUAAGACUAGUAUAAAUUGUGUACCUCUAUAAUAAGGCUUGUCUUCGAGUUCGAAGAUUAGUAAGGAAUGUAGUCUUUCCUGUGGCUGCACAGCCCUAGCUGUGACCUCCAUAUUUUGCCACUUCCAGGGCUAGCAUAACCAUUGUCCGCGGGUGGUCGAUUUAGAUUUUCUUUCUGCCGUCUGCGUCUCUCCUUGGCAGCGGGUUUUCUUUUGGUCUCAAAUGUGUAUCCUGCAGCCUUUGUGAGUGACCCCUAUAAGACUUGUAUAAAUUGAUGUAUGUUUCCAUUGAACAACUUUGCUAUGCUACUUUUACAGAAUUGAGUUAAAGUUAAAUUCUAGUACAAAUGACAUUGUCUAAUAUUUAUUUCCAACACUAUAUACCCUAGGAAUUCUUUCUGAAUUUCAUGCUUUGUAUAAAUCAAAUCAUUAGUAAAAAUCAAAUCAAAUUAAGAACUUGUUUCGUAGAAAAAAAAAAGUUUGACAUUUAAUUGUAUAAAGCAAAUCAGCAUUAUACCAUGUAGACUUUGUGCAUACAAUGUAUGUUGAAUAGAUGUUGUGCAUACAAUGUAUGUUUAAUAGAAUUAUAACUCCAAUGAAAAAGAAAUAUUCUAGAUGUUUAUAACAAUAACUUGAAUGUUUUUGUACUCAGUAGAUGGCCAGUAACAAUAUUGUAUUUAAUUAUCAUAUGGAAUAAUUAAAGAAUUCAAUAUGAU